AUGGAUGCUGCGCCCCAGGACUGGGCUCGCGGGACGGGCUCGGCAAUGAUGUCGAUUGGCGCCCAUUGCCUGUUUACCUCGAUCAGUGGACCUCCUCGCUCCUCACAAGAUCCACUCGUUAUUGUGCUCACCGGCGCGGGGGAUGUCGCAUCCUCCUACACAGCCCUCUCGGCACUUGUUUCCCGGUUGUGUCGGGUCUUACUCUACGAUCGUUCCGGGCUCGGCCGCAGCGAUCCAAGACCGAGCAUGCACAGAGCAACAACUGCUACGGCCGUUACGGCUGCCGAAGAACUACACAGCCUUCUCAUGGCAACGAAUUUGGGUCCGCCUUUGGUCCUGGUUGUGCACUCUUAUGGCGCUAUUGUUGCCCGCGAGUAUCUUCAUCUGUACGAUGAGGAGGUCUUCGGCAUGGUUCUCGCUGACGGCUCCACCGAGCGACAGUGUGACUAUUUUCGGCUGCCGGAUCCCAAUAUUAAUGCCGUUCUUGGGGAUCUCAAGGUGGCACAGGUGACCGGUCUACGAGCGGACUCGAAACUCUCCCGGGACGAAUGGCGAGUACGAGCCAUCGAUAUUGCGCAUGGUGCAGGCGCAGCACAGGUCGAGGCAGAUUCUUAUGUGCAAGUUUGUCGUACGCUCGCGGAAAAGAAGCAGUUUCAGAAUCGGACGAUGGGGGAUCGACCAGUGAGUGUGAUUCGCUGUAAUAGUGCCCGGGACUAUGAACGGAUCUAUGAGCGUGGAGUUGAGAUUGGCAAUGGGACGCCACAACAGCAGCAGGCAUUCCGGGACCUACUGGAUCGAUGGGAGGCGAUAGACAAGGAGCUGAAGGAGGAACAACUCCAACUAUCCUCGAACACGCAUCUCGUGCAUCUGCCCGACUGCGGACAUAACGUCCAUCUGGUACGGCCGGAUAUAGUGGCUGACGAAAUCCGGUGGGUGUUGGAUCAGCUGCGGAGUCCGAGGGGCGAUGCGUUGAAACUCUGA
Messenger RNA from Penicillium canariense, 981 nucleotides. Its product is annotated as alpha/beta fold hydrolase. Lineage: Eukaryota; Fungi; Ascomycota; Eurotiomycetes; Eurotiales; Aspergillaceae. The record is from RefSeq and is a predicted model, not a curated record. The transcript has a single exon. Bases 1 to 981 code for a protein of 326 amino acids.